Molecule: messenger RNA, 1074 nt
Organism: Nicotiana tabacum (common tobacco)
Lineage: Eukaryota; Viridiplantae; Streptophyta; Magnoliopsida; Solanales; Solanaceae
Source: RefSeq, a predicted model, not a curated record
AUGACAGGAAAUGAGGUUACUUCACUAUAUCACAACCAUCCGUUGUAUCUUCAACCUGGAGAUGCGCCUGGACUUAUCCUAAUACAGCUGAAGCUCACAGGACCAUACAAUUACGCUUUGUGGAGUAGAGCGAUGAAAUUAGCUCUUCGAUGCAAAGGAAAACUAGGUUUUGUGGAUGGAACCUGUGUCAAAAGCAUGUAUAAGGGAGAGUUAGCAGAGCAAUGGGAGAAGUGUAACACUAUUGUUCUGUCAUGGAUAGAAAGCACUGUUGCGGAGGAAUUGAUGGCCAGUAUUGUGUAUGCGUCUAAUUCUAAGAAGGAAGAAAACCAAAUAUUGCUAGGUGUGGUAGAUGUUAACAAUGAGUCAUUGACAAUGUUGGCAGGGAGAACUUACCAAGGUUUUAAGCCUAAGAAACCUAGAGUUGGUAUGAUCUGUGAGCAUUGCGGUAGCAAGAGAAAACUUGAAGUCAUCAGAGCACAAGAUCACUUCUUUACUAACCAACAAUACAAGCAGAUACUGGAUAUGCUAAACAAGCCAACAUCUAGUGACAAUGCUGAUAACAUAACAGGUAACAUGGCAGGUAUGACCUCACUGCUAUCCAAUAACUUUACUAGUGAAUGCAUAAUAGAUACAGGGGCAUCUCACCACAUUACACCAUACAAGGAGUUGCUGACCACCUUUAGAACUUUAAGGGAUCAAAAUAAUAGUAGAGUACAGGUUCCUAUAGGUGGUAGAGCAGAAAUCACAAGUAUAAGAGAUACAGUGAUUUUGGGAAGCUACAAGCUUGAGAAUGUACUUCAUGUGCCAGAUUUUAAGUUUAAUCUGCUUUCAGUGUCCAAGAUAACCAAACAACUUUGUUGUGUGGCUUUGUUCUUUCCUGAUUUUUGUGUGUUCCAAGGACUCUUCAAUGGGAAGGUUCUAGAGAUUGGUAAAGAAAAGGAAGGGUUGUACAUACUACAAGAAAUAAUAAAACCUGCAAUUGGAGCGUGCAUAAGGAUGAUGAUUGUGGGAAGCUAUGGCAUUGAAGACUUGGGCAUCCUUCUAUUGGAGCAAUGCAACAUAUUGCAGAUGUAA